ACUUUUCUUCAAACUCUCUCUCUCUUCAACAAGAAGAAGUAAACCAGAGAUAAGAAAGAUUCUGUCUCUACCAAACCCCAUAAACUCCAUUGUUCUGUAAUAGAGAGAGAGAGAGAGAGAGUUAAACCCUAAAAGAAACAAUGAAAACUCCAAAAAACCCCAUCUUCCACUUGUGUCUACUCCUCCUCUUAGCUUCAACCUCACUCUUCAUCACAACAACAAGAGCUAAAUCAACCAUAGAGCCAUGCUCAAGCAACGACACCUGCAACUCCUUACUCGGCUACACACUCUACACAGACCUCAAAGUCUCGGAAGUAGCCUCCCUCUUCCAAGUAGACCCAAUCUCCGUCCUCCUCGCCAACGCCAUCGACAUCUCCUACCCAGACGUCGAAAACCACAUCCUCCCUGCAAACCUCUUCCUCAAAAUCCCAAUCCUUUGCUCCUGCGUCGACGGCAUACGCAAAUCCGUCUCCACGCACUACAAGACCCGACCUUCGGACACUCUUGCCUCCAUCGCAGACUCUGUCUACGGAGGCUUGGUCUCUUCCGAGCAGAUCCAGGAAGCUAACUCGGUUAACGACCCUUCGUUGCUUGAUGUCGGGACGAGUCUUGUUGUCCCCUUGCCUUGUGCUUGCUUUAACGGGAGUGAUAAUUCGUUGCCGGCGGUUUAUUUGUCGUAUGUGGUGAAGGGUGUGGAUACGUUGGCGGGGAUAGCGAGGAGGUAUUCGACUACUGUUACGGAUUUGAUGAAUGUGAAUGCUAUGGGUGCUCCUGAUGUUAGUGUCGGUGAUAUCCUCGCUGUUCCUUUGUCAGCUUGUGCUUCUAAUUUUCCCAAGUAUGCUUCGGAUUACGGAUUGAUUGUUCCAAAUGGUAGCUACGCUCUAGCUGCAGGUCAUUGUGUGCAAUGCAGCUGUGCGCUUGGGAGCCGCAGUUUGUAUUGUGAGCCAGCUUCAUUAGCCGUAUCUUGCUCAAGUAUGCAAUGUAGAAACAGCAACCUCAUGCUCGGUAACAUCACGGUCCAGCAGAGUAGUGGUGGCUGUAAUGUAACAACUUGUGAUUACAAUGGUUUCGCCAACGGCACCAUCUUGACAAUGCUGUCUAAAUCUCUACAACCACGAUGUCCCGGGCCACAACAAUUUGCACCGCUUCUAGCUCCACCAGAUACUGUACCUAAGGAUCUAAUGUAUGCACCAGCGCCUUCACCGGAUUAUGAUGGUCCAGGAUCAAUAGCAGCUUCACCAGGAUCGUCUGUGAUUCCUCCAGGUGGUGGUUCUUUCUCAGGUAACCCUGCUAAUGGUCCAGCUGGAAGCAUCUCAACCGCCACUGUCUCCUCUUUUAGCUACUUCUUUAUCAUGUGUGUCAUCUCCAUCUCCUUUGUCUUGUCAUGUUGAUUCAUCAACAACAACAAUUUGUUUAUUUUCCCUCCGCAUUAAAACUCCUGUGUGAGAAUGAAUUCUUGAUGAGUAAAACCGAAACACUCUUUAUUUAUUAUCUUAAGUUUGUGUCUCGCAG
Messenger RNA from Eruca vesicaria subsp. sativa (arugula), 1512 nucleotides. The record is from the annotation of a GenBank genome assembly. NCBI's taxonomy places the organism in Eukaryota, Viridiplantae, Streptophyta, Magnoliopsida, Brassicales, Brassicaceae.